AUGCUUUCCUCCGAUGAUGUGGAUUUUUCCAAUGUCACCGACGCCUCGAACUUUCUCGGUGAUCUCCUCGAUGACACUGACUAUCAAGUGGAUGGCAAUGCCAGAGCCAGAUACUUCUGGUAUGGUAUCGCUGCCCUAAUCGCGGUGACUGCAAUCGGCAACCUCGCUUGGCGGCUCGACUUGAGGUCAAGGAAGUACCGAAGCCCAUGCAGUGAUGGUACUUCUCCUGGAAUCUUCGAUCGAGCCACGGCGGCUGCUAUGAGAUUAUUACGACGGGCGACAUACCUCCAAAUAACUCCGACUCGCAACGCAUUCUGGCUCAAAAUUCCACCCCUCGGUAUUGUCUACUUGAUCUUGGCCUAUAUCCUCUUUAUUUUGCUUCUUGAAUUUGUGGAUGAUCUCGGUGUUACCGACCCUACAUGGUGGACUCUCGUCGGCGUCCGCGCAGCAUGGCUUGCUAUGGCUCAGCUUCCGCUGAUUGUCCUGCUUGUCGGCAAGCACAGUCUCAUUAGUCUCUUGACUGGUGUUUCGUAUGAGAGACUCAACGUCUUCCACCGCUGGGUUGCACGUGGUAUGUUCCUUCUGCUCACGCUUCACGCUGGCUUCCUAGGAACGGCAUGGAAUCGUUACCCAGGCCUGCAAUCGCUCGAGUGGGAGACGGAUGAAGCUUUCCGCACCGGUGUUGCAGCCUAUGCGAUUGUGUUCUGGAUGAUCAUCUCAGCGCUCGCUCCUCUACGACACCUAUCAUGGGAAUUCUUCGUCGUUCAGCACAUCAUCACCUUCUUGGGGCUUAUCAUUGCGAUUGGAAUGCAUAUUCCUGGCAGUGCCAAGUACGCGCGCGUCUGGAUCUAUGUUGCGGUCGCUCUGUACCUGGUCGAGCGUUUGGUCUACUUUGUUCGUUUGACUUUCACCAACUCCGGCCGCAGCAGGGUUGCUCUCGAACCUCUGGAGGGAGACGUCACCAAGAUGCGUGUGACAAAUCCCCGUAUCAGAUCAUGGGCACCGGGGUCACACGUCAUGGUUGGAAUUCCGCGUUUCGGGUUCAUUCAGUCGCAUCCUGCCACUAUCAUGUCCAUUCCAAGCUCUCACAAUGGAGAGAUGGUCUUGUUGCUCCGAGCCUACAAGGGCUUCACCAAGCGCAUCUACGAGAACGAGCACGGAAAGCUCAAGGAGUCUGGGGACGGAUCAAGUCAAGAACGACAGCCCAGAAGCGAUAUGAAACAAUAUGCUGCUGUGAUCAAUGGACCUUACGGCGCUUCCCAUGCUGAGUUUGUGUCUUUUGAGAAUGUCAUUCUCAUUGCCGGUGCCACGGGAGUAACUUUCACACUCUCCAUCUUGCUUGACCUCGCUCACCGAGCUGCCCUCGCAGCUGAAAAGGGCGAUAAGCCGUACCCUGUGCGCAAGCUCAUAUUUGUUUGGUUGAUUCGCAAAGCCGUUUGCGUCGAAUGGAUCUCAGAAGAGCUGCGUCAAGCAGCAAGCGAUCUCGAAAAAGCGGGCAUAUCGUUCGAAUUGCAAGUAUAUGUGACGAGAUCCGACAGCGAAGAAGCAACUCUAAGCAAUAGUCCUGCCUUGGCUCCUCUGGAUUCCACCAAAGAGGCGACUGAGAAACACUAUGUGUCGAACACGUAUCACAGUAUUCCUGGGCUGUCUUUGGAUUCUGGACGUCCUACAUGGAAGGACCUUUUGCACGGAGUUCUGUCCGAAGCUCAAGGCGAGAGUGGUGUCGGUGUUUGUGGUCCUUUGAGUCUGUCAGUCGAGGUUCGAAAGGAGGUCGUCUCAUUGAGUGCCGACCGAGCUCGGCGUAUCUACAUGCAUGUCGAAAGCUUCUCUUAG
Molecule: messenger RNA, 1833 nt
Organism: Aspergillus viridinutans
Lineage: Eukaryota; Fungi; Ascomycota; Eurotiomycetes; Eurotiales; Aspergillaceae
Product: ferric reductase family protein
Exons: 2
Coding region: 1-1833 (610 amino acids)
Biological process (GO): copper ion import; intracellular iron ion homeostasis; iron ion transport
Cellular component (GO): plasma membrane
Molecular function (GO): ferric-chelate reductase activity
Source: RefSeq, a predicted model, not a curated record